AUUUCUCAGUUACGACGUGAAGGAACCGGUGUGUUGGGUUGUGUUUUGUUUUUUCCUCGUCCGCCAUGUUAUGUUCAUAAGCUAGUCGAGUGUCGAGUUAAAUCAUUUCAAAUUGGGCCAUCAUGUGGAAAUAUAUAGUGUUCGGCGUAGUGACCCUGCUGGUGGACAAUUCUGAUCAAAAUUUAAAAGAAACAGAUAAGCUUUUCGUUAACACUUUAUAUGACAACAGAACAUUAGAACAAACGGCUUGCAACACCAUCGUAGGGGUGACGGAGGGCUGCGCGGAGUGUUAUCUCUGCGACCACUACACAAUACAAUAUCAUAUUAGUAAAAAUCAUGACAUCCAACACUUAACUUUUUACAACGACGACUGUUCAAGCACAAAAUUAUGCUGCGUCAACCAACUGGAUCUUAAUAGCUAUCGGACAAAUGAAAAGUGCGGUGUGGAUAACCCGGAAGGCAAACCACGCCGGGUGCGACCGUCAGUGCAUUCUGUGCUACCGGGACAGUAUCCAUGGAGAGCUUGGGUGUAUUUUUACAGUGAAAACAUAAUACUCUGCGCUGCGACGUAUGUCAGCGAGUCUUCCCGCGCAUUGGUGACGCUCGCUAGCUGCGUCAGCGGAUACCCUGUGAGCGAGUUGGUCGUCACGUUUGACAAGACAGCCGACACCCCCCCCAACGUGCAGCAGGUCGUCAUUCAUCCGGAGUAUAAGGAACUGAAUCCUCUGAACGACAUCGCGAUACUGUUCCUACAUUCGUCGGAUUCUCUGCCACGGGUAGCGAUGGAGGCCUGCUUGCCGCAGUGGCCGCCCAAGUUCAGCAAGUCCUGCAUCAGCGUGUCUGAAGAUGACUUAGAAGUGAACUCGAUAAUACCACUACAGUCCAGGUGCAACAGCACACUCCUGCACCCCUCCCUCAUGUGUACGGUCUCAUACAAACAUGCGUACACGCCGGAGCUUGGCGGUGGACUAUUCUGCAUGGAAGAAGAGGAACAGUAUUUCCGUUUUAUAUUAUAUGGGAUUUUGAUAGAAAAAAUCGACAACUUGCAUAUGUAUUCGAAUGUGACUAAUCACGUCGACUGGUUGAGAAAUAAUAUAGAUUGUAAUUAAUAAAGAUUUCGUAAACAC
Messenger RNA from Zerene cesonia (dogface butterfly), 1127 nucleotides. RefSeq names its product salivary plasminogen activator beta-like. Lineage: Eukaryota; Metazoa; Arthropoda; Insecta; Lepidoptera; Pieridae. Gene Ontology annotation, molecular function: serine-type endopeptidase activity. Bases 123 to 1109 code for a protein of 328 amino acids. The transcript has 10 exons. The record is from RefSeq and is a predicted model, not a curated record. Gene Ontology annotation, biological process: proteolysis.